This is a messenger RNA of Annulohypoxylon truncatum, 1518 nucleotides long. RefSeq lists its product as uncharacterized. The record is from RefSeq and is a predicted model, not a curated record. The coding region runs from base 131 to 1276 and encodes 381 amino acids. NCBI's taxonomy places the organism in Eukaryota, Fungi, Ascomycota, Sordariomycetes, Xylariales, Hypoxylaceae. Gene Ontology annotation, molecular function: methyltransferase activity. The transcript has 2 exons. Gene Ontology annotation, biological process: methylation.
ACUUAGGACAUCAGCUUUGCCAUAUGCCAUACCUCAGGCUUCGCAACGUACACCUCGUUGUCUCCAUCUACCAAGGUACCCACAAGGAACGGAUUGAAUACAGAUCCACAUUCUAAGCGGGUGCAAUACGAUGGAGGGAACUACAGUUUCUAGAGCAAUGAAGAACAUAUACUCCCCGCUUUUUAUUGAACAGGCUCAGGAUGAGGCUCAAGACGAGCCCCAGACCGCUAAGCAGCCACCCGAUCAUGCCGACCCGGGCGAAACCGUCGCGGAGUAUCUGCUGGAGAGGAGCGCAGAGUUUCGCAGGGUCAGCGCCAUUCGACAAAAGGGAUGGGACAGCCCUGAGGGCGAUGUUUACUUCCGACAACUGCGCAAAGCCGCCGACGAAGCGGAUGAGAAUUCGGCACCAUUCUUCUAUAAGCUGAUGAGAAACCUCGGGAACGAGCUUCACCAAUCUACGAAUGCGUUUGCGAUACGACGGCCCCAUCCCUGGGAGCCGAGAGGUCGGGCGAGGAUUCUGGAUAUGUGCAUGGCUCCAGGUGGCUUCCUCGCGACGGCGUUGGAUAAAAACCCCCGUGCCGAAGCCCUAGCAUUCAGCUUACCUAUUUCUGCCGGCGGACAUACGGUUCUUGUCCCUAGUUCUAAGACUGUCGAGCAGAGGUUCUUGGACAUUACGAUGCUCGCGAGAGACAUGGGUGUCGAAGAUAUUCCCGAAGACCAUCCGGAUGCCGGCAACUUCUUGCCGCGACAAUUCGAGCCGGAUGAUCUGUUCGACUUGGUCCUAUGCGACGGGCAAGUUCUUAGGAUACACCCGAGGGCCCCGUAUCGCGAGAACCGAGAGGCGAAGAGGCUCUCGUUUACGCAGUUGGCUCUCGGUCUCGAGCAUCUCAGGCCUGGGGGAACGAUGAUCGUGCUCCUUCACAAGAUCGAGGCGUGGGACAACGUGAAUCUCAUAUGGAAGUUUCAUCAAUUUUCGUCCGUCAGAAUUGUGAAACCCAAGAGGGGCCAUGCGAAGCGUUCGUCGUUUUACAUGGUCGCUACCAAUAUUCGGAGCCGUCACCCCCAAGCUAUUCAAGAGAUCAACAAUUGGAAGAGGGUCUGGAAAGUUGCUACGUUCGGCUCAGAUGAUGAGUACGAACGAGUACUCUUAGAAGGGAACGUCGGCGUGAACGAGCUUCUUGAAGAAUUUGGGCCGAAGCUCAUAGAUCACGGAACUGGAAUCUGGAGAAUCCAGGCAGAUGCUUUGGAAAAGGCGCCGUUCAUCCAGCGAAAGUGAUGAUAUUAGGUACCUGUCUAAGAACGGUGUUUUGUUGACCUGGGGCUGAUAAUGCGGCUCGUUUCAUGUCGGUAGUAUGUCCAAAAUUGUAGUCCGUAUGCAAGGCUUUGAUUACGAAAUAUUGAUGAUGUUGGAUAGAUGCCUUGUGGUUAAUCGUUUGACUUGAAGUCGUCCACGUGCUUGACAAGAGGUUGGAAAAAAGGGGGAAAAAUUCAACUCGCCCCCCUGAGCUAACGAUAAAC